UCAAUAAAAUUUUAGACUCAUUACUUUGGAAGAGUAGGUUAUUGUGUGCGAUUUUCAAUCCUACUAAUUGAUUCAUCAAUCAAGAUUCUCUAAUAUCACCAAGUGUAGAUAGAACGAAAGGAAAUGUGAGUAAUGCUGGUUGAAGAAUGAGCUCGAUCGAAAUGAUACCCCAAAAGAAAAGAAAAGAAAAUGAUCAAUGUAUGCGUGCCUAUCUCAAAUGUUCUUUGAAAAAGCAGUAAGCAUCAAAAAUGAACACACAUGCGUAUCCCGGAAGUCGAACUCGGGUCUAAUACAAAGUAAGAUUCAUGGGUUCGCAUUAAACAAUUGUUCGACUCACACAAGGAGCUAAAUUAAAAAAAAAAAUAAGGCUAAAAGGAGGAGUUUAUUGAGGAUCGCUAUUGCUAUUAUGGAACCACUCCUAAUUCACAAGAUCCUUAACCUGUUUAUUCCUCCUAUCAUUUUCAUCAUUCUCUGUAUCAUCACACCUCCGUAUUACCUCUUCAAGCUUCUCAACUCCAUCCUAAUCAAACCUCUUUUCUUCGUCGAAAACAUGGCCGGGAAAGUUGUUUUAGUUACUGGUGCUUCAUCCGGCAUUGGAGAGCAACUUGUCUAUGAAUAUGCAAGACGAAAAGCUCUCCUAGUCAUUGUUGCAAGAAGAACGAAUCUUCUUGAAGAAGUUGCAAAGAAAGCCCGUGAAUUCGGCUCCCCUGAUGUUUUAGUUGUAUGCGCAGAUGUUACUAAAGUCGAUGAUUGUGAACGAUUUAUUGAAGAAACUAUAAACUACUUCGGACGUUUGGAUCAUUUGGUGAAUAAUGCCGGAAUCACUAGUGUAUGCCCAUUUAAGGAAGUCAAGAACAUACUCAAUUUUGCGCCUAUAAUGGAUGUUAACUUUUGGGGAUCAGUUUAUCCUACUCAUUUUGCAAUUCCACACCUUCAAAAGAGCAAAGGUAGAAUUGUUGUGAUUGCUUCAGUCAACGGAUGGCUGCCUGCACCGAGACUUACCUUCUAUGCUUCUAGUAAAGCUGCAUUGAUAAACUUCUAUGAUACACUAAGAGUUGAGCUACAACCUGAUGGAGUCAAAAUCACGAUAGCGUCUCCAGGUGUAACCGAUUCAGAGAUGAGCCAAGGAAAGACCUUAAGCAAGGAGGGUGUAAUGCAAGUUGACAAAGAUCUCAUGGAUGGCAUGAUUGAAACGUUCUUGUUAGGCAUGCCGGUUAUUAGUUCAAAGUUAUGUGCAAAGACGAUUGUCAAUGGAGCAUGCAGAGGAGAGAGAUCGAUUACUGAACCAGCGUAUUUUGGAGCAUUUUAUCUAGUGGAAGUGUUUUGCCCAGAGAUGUACCAUUGGAUUUUCACGUGGAUUGACUCUCGCAAACCUGUUAUUAAGAACCAUUCUAAUAAUAUUACUAGUACAGCUGUUAUUGAGCAGAGCUAAAAGGAAAACAAACUGAUGUACCAGGUAAUUUAAAUCCUAUUGUCGUGACUGGUGAUAAACUGUAACUUUUAUCAUUCUUGGUGAAAACAAUGUAAAAAAUCAUGCAUGUGGUUGGUGUCUUUGUAGGUGAUAUGUAUUCAAGACUCUUAUAUAGUCAAUGCAACUCUUGUAUCUACCAGAGAUUUUACUAACGGAACU
This is a messenger RNA of Papaver somniferum (opium poppy), 1630 nucleotides long. RefSeq names its product 11-beta-hydroxysteroid dehydrogenase 1B-like. Lineage: Eukaryota; Viridiplantae; Streptophyta; Magnoliopsida; Ranunculales; Papaveraceae. The transcript has 7 exons. The coding region runs from base 407 to 1432 and encodes 341 amino acids. The record is from RefSeq and is a predicted model, not a curated record. Gene Ontology annotation, molecular function: oxidoreductase activity.